Anolis sagrei ordinatus is the source of this 1690-nucleotide messenger RNA. The record is from RefSeq and is a predicted model, not a curated record. NCBI's taxonomy places the organism in Eukaryota, Metazoa, Chordata, Lepidosauria, Squamata, Anolidae.
AUGGAAGAGGAGAGUUCAGCUAAAGGGCUCUGUGAGGAAGCCACUUGCCCACUUUGCCUGGACUUCUUCAAAGACCCAGUGACCAUAGAUUGUGGGCACAAUUUCUGCAGAAGUUGCCUGGACAAGUGCUGGGGGGAGCCUGGCCCAGAGGCUUCCUGCCCCCAAUGCAGAGAAAGGACCCCCCAGAGGACCUUCAGGUCCAACAGGCAGCUGGCCAACAUGGCAGAACUGGUGCAGAAACUCCAGGAAGGAGGAAGGAAGACAGAAGGGAGGAGAGAGUUUUGCAAACUGCACCAGGAACCCCUGAAGCUCUUCUGCAGGGAGGACGAGGCCCCCAUCUGCAUGGUCUGCGACAGAUCCAAGGAGCACCGAGGCCACAACGUCAUUCCCUUGGAUGAAGCCUUCCAAGAGUAUAAGGAAAAAACCAAGCUCCUCCAGGAGUCUCUAAGGAAAAAGAGGGAAGAAUUUAAGGAUCAACAAUAUGUUCAAGAGCUAAGAAGGAAAGACUAUCAGACACAGUUAGACCUUGAGAAGAUGAAGAUCAAAUCUCUCUUUGAGGGAAUGCAGAGAUUCCUUGAGGAGAAACAGCAUUUCUGCUUAGCUCAGCUGGAAGACCUGGAGAAAGAGAUGGAGAGAAGGCAAGACAAAACCCUCACCAAACUCACUGAAGAGAUUUCCCAACUCAGUUUGCUGAUCACAGAGAUGGAAGAGAAGUCCCUGCAGCCAGCCAGCACCUUCCUGCAGGACAUCAGAAAUUCCUUGGUCAGAUGUGAGAAGAAUUUAGGAGCAUAUGUGCCAGAUGUUUCUCCAAAUUUGACCGAGAGACUCAAAGUUACCUCUCAGGAGAUCUCUGCUUUACAAAAGGCCACAGAGUCCUACAAAGGUACUAAGAAUGGUGUAAUUUCUCCAAAUGUAACAAAGAAAGUUUUUAAGCUUGAGUCAGAAAAUCUGCAGGAAGCUCUGAUUGAGGCUGUUUGGGAGCAAACUGCCAACACAGUGGAUGUGACUCUAGACCCCGAGACAGCAUGUUCUAGGCUUAUUCUGUCUGAGGACCUGAAGAAUGCGAGAAUGUUAGGAUGUAUUCCUCAUCUAUCUAACAAAUUUCCCCGGGAGGCCUUUGUAUGGGGCCGUGAGAGAUUCACUUCCGGAAGACAUUAUUGGGUAGUGAAAGUUUCCUCAAAGCAAUGGGCUGCUGGAAUCUCAAGAGACUCUGUCAGAAAGAAGCGAAGUAUCAACCCAAAUACAGAUGACUCAAUCUGGGCUGUAGGGGUAAAACCACAUGACAAGUAUACUUCUGAAGUUUGCAUUUUCCCUGAAGUAGACUCUUUUUAUUUAGAACAGAAUAUUCGUAAGUUACAUGUGUCCCUGAAUUAUGAAGAGGGUCGGGUGGAAUUUUAUGAUGAAUGUGAUGAAUUCAUCUAUGCUUUUACUUCAAUAUCAUUCUCUGGUGAGGAAAUUCGACCCUUUUUCUUUGUACCCGACCAUGGAUCCCUGAUAUGCUAAUCAUUGGGAAGAACCAACCCUCAUCCACAGUCUCAUCAAAGGGCUCAAAAAGGCUUUCUUUGGAUCUCCAAGAAGGUUUUGGGAAUAACUUCCAUUUCUUAAUCAUGAGGGCUGAGAAUGUCUUAUCUGCAAAAAUGCCAAUAAGAAGAGAUUGGGUUAGGAGGUCUCUUUGGUUACAGAUUAUUAU